AUGCGUUUCCGUCUUCUUAUCAUUUCUUUUUGUGCGCUAGUUACUGCGUCUUCUGGAGAUGACAUCGACAAAUUGGGCAAACCUUCUAGUGGAUCUGAUGUUUCUGCUGGUAACAAGAUUGGUAAUGGAGAUGGCGGCGGUAUUGACAUCGAUACUGGCGGUGGUGAUAUUGGGAGCAUCGGAGUUGGGGUUGUGACUACUGUGGCUGGUUGCAACCCGGCUAUUUGUGAUGCGCAGUGCGCCCCCGGUUCGACUUGCUCAGCUGGCUCCUGCAUACCAGCAUGCAGCUUGAGCUUCCAGUCACAGGAAACUUUCCCUGUAGGGGCGGACUUUCCUAUUAGCGUGGCAGUGGGAGAUUUCAACGGAGACGGCCACCCUGAUAUCGUGACGUCAGAUAUCUACAGUAAUGUAGUGAGCGUCUUGCUAGGGACCGGAUCAGGAAGCUUUCAGCCAGAAACCACUUUCCAGGUGGGGGUUUACCCAAGGGGCGUGGCAGUAGGGGAAUUUACCAAGAGUGGCUACCUUGACAUUGUGACUGCCAAUUCCAUCGACAACACAGUCAGUGUCUUAUUUGGUACUGGAUCGGGAAACUUUCAGACACAGCAGACACUUGCUGUGGGGUCUGGCCCGGAUGGAAUUGCAGUGGGCGAUUUCAACCGGGAUGGCCAUCUCGAUAUCGUGACUGCCAAUUCCAACGAUAACACUGUGAGUAUCUUGCUUGGCACCGGAACUGGUACCUUCCAGCUACAGACUACUUUUGCUGUGGGCGUCUUUCCGAGGGGUGUUGCAGUCGGAGACUUUAAUAGGGAUGGUCAUCUUGAUAUCGUGACUGCGGAUUAUCAUGGAAAUACGGUCAGUCUUCUACUCGGAACAGGAACUGGAAGAUUCCAGACAGCGAAAACUUUUGCAGUUGGGUCUGAGCCACUCAGUAUUGCGGUAGGCCACUUAACAAAAGGCGGCGACCUUGAUGUCGUGGUUACAAACUAUGGUGGUAAUUCAGUGAGCGUCUUACUGGGAACUGGAUCCGGAAGCUUCCAUACACAGACCACUUACGCGGUGGGUUCCUUACCAUUCGGCGUGGCAGUUGGUGACUUCACGAACAAUGGUCAUCUCGAUAUCGUGGCUACAAAUGGUGGGGAUGGGACAGUGAGUGUCUUACUCGGAAGCGGAACCGGGACCUUCCAGCCGCAGACCAUCUUUCCGGUGGGAAAUUUGCCGCAAGGUGUUGCGGUGGGUGACUUCAAUGAUAACGGCUUCCUUGACAUUGUGGUUACGAAUUUCGAUGAUUUCACGGUGGGUCUCUUGCUUGGAAUGUGCGGCAAUUGA
This is a messenger RNA of Penicillium verhagenii, 1326 nucleotides long. Its product is annotated as FG-GAP repeat domain-containing protein. The record is from RefSeq and is a predicted model, not a curated record. NCBI's taxonomy places the organism in Eukaryota, Fungi, Ascomycota, Eurotiomycetes, Eurotiales, Aspergillaceae. The coding region runs from base 1 to 1326 and encodes 441 amino acids. The transcript is spliced from 2 exons.